AACAGAAAAAAGCCAAAAAUGAUAUAAUUUUACCAUAUAUCAAAGUGCAAGAUCAAUAUGAAGAAAAAAAAAAAGAUUCUAGUGGCGGGAUUAUUUUUUAUGAACCUGAUGCUAAUGAUGAUUUUGACGAAGAAGACCCAGAUGAUGACUUAUCUAUAUGA
Molecule: messenger RNA, 161 nt
Organism: Racocetra persica
Lineage: Eukaryota; Fungi; Glomeromycota; Glomeromycetes; Diversisporales; Gigasporaceae
Source: the annotation of a GenBank genome assembly